AUGUACUGGUUUUUUCUCCUCUCUUUUUUGACGCCUGAAUUCCUUUACAUAUAUGGGGAUAUGACGCGGAAUCCAAAACCAAUGAAUUCUUCUGGAAUUGAUAAUUUUAAUUUAUGUAGGAUGUUAUCUAUGUAUAAGAAUUCCAGGGAUGGUUAUAAAGCGAUAUUUCAAGAUAUAACAGGAUACAGACAACUUGAAAAGAUUAUUAUUAAUCUCAAUGAGAUCCCAUCAAAACUCAUACACUUUAACAAAAAUCUCCUGUUGGAUUUCGCAAAGAUCAGUGAUAUUACGGAUAUGGAACUUUAUAUCCAUGGAUCACAGUUUUAUCACAGCGUUGAAGAAAUGUUCAAAACGUUGCCUGCAGAAGUAUCUUACAAUGUUAUUGACCAGCAUCUGCAAAAUCUCAUGAUUUCCAUCCUAACUUACGAAAAAAGAAACGUAGAAUUUGGUUACUCAGCUUCAGAACUGCGGCAAUGUUUCAAAAUAAACGAGUUUGCUGCUCAGUCAGUCAACAUCUUUGGUGACCUAACAAUCAAUUGGUUUAAAGCUUUUAGCUCUGGUCUUACGCGGUACCUUAAUGCGCAAAAAUUAUUACAAAUGACGAGAACAGUUUUGAAUUCAGGACCCAGCAAAUCGUGCAGUCAUUGUAUGAGGGACCUCAGUUUGGGUUGCCCGAAUUUAGAUAAAUGUUUUGCAGCGGAUACUAAACAAGUAUGUUCAAACCCAUGCAACAGUUACUGUAUAAAUGUUUUUCGCGGAUGUUUAGCUCCGUCUAUCUUAUUUUUUCCUAAACAAUUCAUCUAUUCAAAUCAGAAGUUAGCAUGGAGUUACUCAAACCCAAUUCGUUUUGAUGAUUUGAGCUACUUUUUAAGUGCCACUACUGUGUAUCAUUUAAUUAAAAAAGGGAUUAAAGAAGCCAACGAAAAUGAAGCCUUAAUCCAACCCAAACUUGAGAAGUUUUGUAGAAAAAAUAAGCCGCGUACUUUACAAACUACUAUAGGUUUGUUCAGUAACUUAAAUGGAAAUGAUCAUACACUAAAUGAAACAAUGAGUAAUUAUUUGCAACUUAACACUGAGGAAUACGAUAAAUUAAACAAUUUCAUUGAGAAAGUUGCGAAAGAUCUAAAUUCAUAUCUUCAUGACAGAGACAAUAAAGUUCAGUAUAUGAGUAAUAUUGAGUUACUUUAUUGUUCACAAGAAGAUAAAAAUCGAUGCUGGAAUGGAUCAUCAUUUGAUCGGUAUACACGUCAAGUUCCAGAGUUCACUAUAAAUGGACAGUUAAAUAAUCCUGAAGUGAAAAUAACAAGCAAUGAUUUAAAAUACAAUUUUUCAAAAGAAAAGAAUGUUAUACGAAAGGAGCGGACAGAGGAAAAUAAUGCUCAAAAGGUGAAUUCUAAGAAUGAUGUUCCAUUGACUAACCCUCUACUGAAUCAGAAGAAAUCAGAUAGAGAAGGCUUAUUCAUUUCAGAGUCAAGUGGUACACAUCCUUCUCUUUUGUCAAGUGAUAUAAAUAUACCUCAAAUGAAUCCAAAUGUUUUUGAAUCAAAGCCAUCGAAGUAUUUUAGUGAAACUAACAACAGAGCUGAAAUCGUCAAUACAGAUGAUUUGUCGGAUCAAAUUGUGGUUCAAGGAUGUUUUGUAGAUGAUGAAGAUUGUGAAUUAAAUAUUGCUGACAAUUCAAUCGACGAUAAUGCUAAUGAAAGACAGUACACAGUACUUAGUGAAAAUGAAUCUUUCGACAAUUCACCCGAGUCUAAGAAAAAACUACAAGAUGAUCCGGUGCAUGACAACAAAACAAAGGAAUCUUUAAAGAAAACCGGAAUACUUCCAGAGAAAGCAUUGAAUUCUACAGCAUCUAAUUCCUCAACGAAUUCAAAAGUUCAGGAAAAUAUUAGUCUCAAUAACAAAAUGUCAUUGGAAUUGGUCUGCUUUGUUUGUAUAUUCUCUAUCAAGCUUUAUUCAUCCACAUGUUUAUAA
This is a messenger RNA of Schistosoma mattheei, 1977 nucleotides long. The record is from the annotation of a GenBank genome assembly. NCBI's taxonomy places the organism in Eukaryota, Metazoa, Platyhelminthes, Trematoda, Strigeidida, Schistosomatidae.